GGCACGAUGGAGAGGCGUGUGUAGACGUAGUUCCUUGUCCAAUUCUACUCCUUUUUAUAAGUUCCUGGAUGACAGCAGGAGGAUCAAGAUGUCGGUCAAGAGAUAUUUAACCCCGGAACAGUUAGUGGGGUUUGAAAAUUAUAAGUAUAGUGCUCAAGAUACCAGUCCUCUCAGCAAUUAUGUUAUGCACCCGUUUUGGAACACUGUAGUGAAGAUAUGUCCACGGUGGAUAGCGCCUAAUGUCCUCACAUUUGUGGGUUUCCUGUUCACGGUGGCCAACUUUGUCCUGUUGUCCUUUUACGACUACAGUUACUAUGCAUCUAGCGUUGACAUACCUCCUGAAACCGGUCCAUACCCACCUGUACCUAACUGGGUGUGGAUAGUCUGUGCUCUCAAUCACUUUCUGGCACAUACUUUAGAUGGGAUAGAUGGAAAGCAGGCACGAAGGACGGGCACGAGUGGGCCACUGGGAGAGCUGUUUGACCAUGGCCUGGACUCCUGGACAACGUUCUUCAUCCCGGCCUGCAUCUGGUCCAUUUUCGGCAGGGCAGAUUAUAGCAUUAGCCCACUCAGGUUCUAUUUCAUUUUAUGGAAUGUACUGUCCUGUUUCUACACCUCUCACUGGGAGAAAUACCUUACCAAGAUACUGUUUCUGCCAUGGGGCUACGAUAUAUCACAGGCGCUAAUCUUCGCCAUAUACUUGGUAACGGGAAUAUGGGGACAGCAAAUAUGGAAGUUCGAGAUAGUACAGGGAAUUUCUUCAGGGGCCAUGUUUGAGUUCAUGAUGUAUGCAGGGUCACUUGGCACCUCACUUCCAAUGUCGUUUUGGAAUGUUUAUAAGUCAUACAGAGAUGAGACUGGGAAGAUGCUUGGGUUUUGGGAGGCUGUACGGCCCUUAAUCACACCUUUGAUAUUUUUUGCUUUGUCGACAAUCUGGGUGUAUCAGUCUCCCACCAACAUCAUUGAAAGGGAUCCAAGAAUGGUCCUGUUCAUGGUUGGCACAAUCUUUGCUAAUGUCAAUUGCCGGCUGAUUGUCUCCCAGAUGAGUAGCACAAGAUGUGAGCUCUUGAAUUGGCUGUUGCUGCCACUUGCUGUAGCUGUGGGAAUUGCAAUCACAUUUCCCACUCUGGAGUUGGCAACACUCCUGAUCAUGGGCAGCAUUGCAACCGUUGCACACAUCCACUAUGGUGUCUAUGUGGUUCGUCAGAUGUGCGAUCACUUCCACAUCAAGUGCUUCAGCAUCAAAGACAGGACCGAAUGAUUGCUUGCCAACAGUGCAUAAGGAUUCUGCAGACAGUUGCCCUCUCAGUCAUAGCAUAAGUGGCGAUUAUGUUGAUGGCAACCCAUACUCAUAUGUUCACAAUGUGUGGAGUCGGUGCAUAUCAGAUAAGUCCUCCAAAUGACUUGCAUAUGGGGAAAUAAGGAUACACGAACAAAUACUUUUCUCUCUUUUUUUCGUUUUUUGUCUUGGGAUUUUUUGUUUUUUAGAUAUGAAGGAAUAGGAGAGGAGAACACAAAGCUCCUAUGGGCUAGUUCAAAGUAUUGGGAUGAAGAUUGAAUGAUUGUGAUAGAAUUCAUUGAGGUACAGACAUGUUGACAAUAUAUCUCACUUUUAUCUAUAAAAGGCAAAAAAAAUGCUCAACUUGUAGAUGAGUAAUAUCAGAUUAUCCUAACAUAGUUGAGGGAUGGAUGUGUUAUAUCUCAUGACAUCUGUUAAAACUUCAAGAUUAAUAUUCAUGAGAGUAGACUGGUAAAUGCCAUACAUACCUGAUGAAGAAGACAAUAAGUACCUUAGAUAGCAACUGAAAAACAAACAAAAAACUAUUUAUUGUUACAUCUCCUUUAUAUAGAGUAGUACUGCAUAGAGUUCAUGGACUGACGGCAAUGAUUCAGCAUCAUUAACAUUAAUUGGCUUGCUUACUAGUGUGCUCUAGUGACAGAUGCUCGAACUCAGCCUCCCUAACACUGCUUUUUCUCCAUCCAUUCCCAUCCUCCCUUCUGUAACUCCUUACCCUUCUCCCUUUCUCCAUUCCCCUCCCUUUGCUUUUCUAUCCUCCCUCUCUCCCUCCCACUUGUAACCUGUCUCCACUCCGUUACUUUCCCAUUUCCAUUGUUCCCUCCCUUCCUCCCAUCUCUCCCAGCUUCUUAUCCUGUGGAACACACCUGUUAUGUAGCAGUAGAAAAGGUAUUCAGGUCACAUAGUACCGGGUGUGAUGAGUGGGAACUCUAUACCUCCUCAUCAUGUGUUGCUUUGUGCCUUGAGUUUUGUGUCUUGCAGAUUACUGAAUGAUUUAAGGUGCAAUACUUCAUGAAUUAAUGGUUAUAGAUGUUCCUUUGCUUGACAUGUUGAGAAAAAAGGGUAAAAAAUGAGGUAGUCCAGGUAACAGUGAUGAUUAUUUUAUUGAUUCUCUUUUUUUUUUUUUUUUUUUUUUUUUUUUUUUUUUUUUUUUUUUUUUUUGUCUUCCUUUUGUGUUUACUUUUUUCAUUUCAUGUGUUCACAUUUAUAUGUACUACCCCUGCAUGAUUAUAGCACAGACAUGUAAUCAUACACUUAGACACUGAGUAAACCAAUGCAUUCUGUAUUGUUGCUAAAACUUACCCCACAUUAUAUUCAAUUUAACUUCGUUUUUUCUUUUUUUGAGUAGCCGUUUGAACACAUGUCAAUCCAUGUAUAUCACUCCAUCCAUCCAUACCUAUAUCUGUCUACCUCCACAUGUCCUUUCUUCUUUCUUCUAUUUAUUUUUCUGAUUAAAAAAUAUCUGUUUUGAUGUACAAAGUUUCUAUAUUUUGACUGUUGACAUGACUCCAAUAGACAUUUUAUUUAUUUGUUGAUUAAUUUUUCAACCAAAAAUAUUUUUAUUUUAUGAAACAUACUCUUUACGGUUACUUUCACCAUGUAAUUACGUUACAGUAGUUUAUUUUAAUGUGGAAUAAUUUAUUUAAUAUAAUGUAAGGAAGGAAGUAUUAAUAUUGGUAAUAGUGUGUACUAUUAAAAGUAGUGCUGUCGUUGCUGAUGGACUGGAUCAGCAGAUUACAAUGUGGAGCUUUUUUAUUGUAUCUUUUUGUUGAACUGUGUUAACAUUUUUUAUCCAUGCCAUCAUGAAAUGGGAGGUCUUAAUUAGUACAAUCAAUAGGUGUACAUUUUUCAGGUAAAUGUUGCCAAGAUAUUGUUGUUGUUUAUGUUACAGAGUCUAGAGGCAGUUGUUAACUGUGCAGCUCUUGUAAAACAUAAAUGGAUAUCAUACCUUUUUCAACUGAAUGCUGAGACAGUAGGUUUACUAGCCAGAAUUGACAACCAUGACUAUAGCUAAAAUAUGGGAUUACCAGAAACUGUAAGGUUAGGUAUAUAAAUAGUUGUGCAACUUAGGACAACAUUAUUACAAAUCACAUCAGCCACCAAGUAUUAGAGUGGAGGCUGGCUGUCAGGGCGCGUUGACACCAGCUUUGUCUUACACCAAUUGCCUGUUCUUCACUAGCAGCUACUUCAGACUUUGCUCAUUCGCGGAAGAUCUUGCGCGAAUCUUUUAUUGGUAAUGAUUGGAGAAAAGAUUGGAUAGCCUCUUUGAGAUUGAUUAGCAGUAAUAGUCUUGUGUUUACUGCAUUGUUUGCCUGUAUGAUGGUAUUGGGUUAAUGGCAUGUACAGGAAUUCACUAUUUACAAUAAACACCCUCACUGGAACUUUA
Molecule: messenger RNA, 3683 nt
Organism: Penaeus vannamei (Pacific white shrimp)
Lineage: Eukaryota; Metazoa; Arthropoda; Malacostraca; Decapoda; Penaeidae
Product: ethanolaminephosphotransferase 1
Biological process (GO): phosphatidylethanolamine biosynthetic process
Cellular component (GO): endoplasmic reticulum membrane; Golgi apparatus
Molecular function (GO): ethanolaminephosphotransferase activity
Source: RefSeq, a predicted model, not a curated record